GACGUAUUACUCCGUUGGUAGAAAAGUCGCCUGCUAUUACCUCGUGCGACCGCGACCGGCCAUAUUGUAGUGAAUGAUUGACUGAGUGACGUACGGCUAAAGUAGCCAUAAAUAAAUCUUCCAACAUCUGAAAGUUGCGAAGAGCUUUCCAAUAAUUAACCAUCAUGGAAAAUACGUAUGGAAUUGGCAUUGCCAAUAGGUACGCUCUUUUUUUGGAUGAUGAAUCCGAUCCAUUGGAAACGCUUACUUUAAAAGAGCAGGAAAAAGAACUGAAAAAGAAAAGCAAAGUGGCCGAGAAAGAAAACAAAGUGAAAACACCGACCAUACCAAAGGGAAAACCGACCCCAGCUCAAAAAAAACCGGUUAAAGAUGUAAAUCAUAAGCCCCAGGAAAAUAAACGCGACGAAACUAAACCUGCCCCAAGAAACAAUGUUGACGGAAAACCAGAACGGUCCUUUAAUAGAUUCAAUAAUGAAAAUCGUGAAGAAAGAAAUAAUAGGCGAAACCGUGAGGAUAGACCAUAUAAUGGACCAUCUGAAAAUAGGGAUCGUGAAGAAAGGCCUAGGAGAGAACCUGCGACUGGAGAUUUUGAAAACCGCAACAAUCGUGAUCGAGGAGAACGACGUGAAGGACGUGAGGGACGCGCAAUUGGAAACAGACCCGGAGCACCACGUGGCCAACGUAGGAAUUUUGAUGGAGACAGGCGAGGCAAAAGGGAAUUCGAUAGGCAAAGCGGAUCAGACAAGACCCAUGGUUACAGAGGAGUUAAGCCGAUCGACAAGCGUGACGGAGCUGGGGCACACAAUUGGGGAUCUCACAAGGAUGUUAUUGAGGAAGCAGACAGGCCUAAUACCGAUGCUAACGAAAGUUGGGGAGACGAAGUUAAAAUUGAACCUAUUGAAACGGAAAAGAAAGAGGAAGGAAGACCAGAGGAAGGAAGAGGAGGAGAGGAACAGACACCAGUAGAAGAAGAACCAAAAGAAUUGACCCUAGAUGAAUGGAAGGCUCAACGCGCUGGACGUGCUAAACCCCAAUUCAAUAUUAGGAAAGCUGGUGAAGGAGAGGACCCAAGCCAAUGGAAAAAAAUGUUUGAACUUAGGAAAAAAGAAAAGGAUGAGGAAACUGAUGAAGAAGAAUAUGAUGUCUCAGAAUAUCCCCAACGUGUUGGUAGACAAAAGCAUCUCUUGGACAUCGAGAUUCAAUUCAAUGACAGUGUACGCAGAGGUGGUGGACGCGGAAGAGGACAAAGAUCUGGGGGCCCAAGAGGUGGUGGAAAUCGCGGUGGUGGUACUGGUGGUAGUGGUGGCGGCGGUGGCAAUCGAGCUAGAGAAAGUGAUAGAGAUAGACCAGAAAGACGUUACCAUAAUGAUGCUGUUGAUGAGAGAAACGAUGCCCGCCAAGCUCCUAAGGUAGAUGACGAACGUGAUUUCCCCUCUCUUGGCUAAUGGUUAGCCCCCAGACAGUCGUUCACUAAGUAUUAUCAGCUAUUUUAGUGGAUUACUACAAUGGGGCGACUAUCAUCACAAUAAAACUGUAUAUUAUUACAAUUUAACUACUUUGUUAUGUCGGAUUCCGACAUAAACAGGUCUUUAGAAUUUCUUAGCAAGUUUUUCAAAUAUUCUAUAGGAAUUUCUUUCGAAAAUAUCUCAUUUUGAGCUAUUGCAACACGUGGACUGCCGCGCCUUUGACGCCAUAAUAUAAACAAAAGUACAGCAGACACCGUUUCUAAUGCGGUAUUUUUUUGAGGAAUAAACUAUAUUCAGUGUAGACUGGAACACUCUGAAAGGUGGUGACUACUAGUCAGUGUUAUGCUGUAUUGUUAAACAGUUUCAAUUGUCGCUGAUGCUCAUGUUAACAUUUGUUCAUGAUGCCAUUUUUCAAUUUGCAUUUUUUAUUACGAAGUUUUAAUUAUUUAGUUAUAGGUUUAAAAAAAUCGACAGGAAAAAUUUGGACAUGGAUGAUAGUAACGCCAGUCUCGAUAUAUUCAUAUUAUAAUUAAUUUAUCAUAUUGUAAAUGUAUUUUUUGGGUUGCUUUGUCGCUUUUCUGUAUCCUUAAAUAUAGCAUCAGCUGUAUCAUUUUGUCAAUGUAUUGCUGUCAUUAAUUCAAUGAGAGGAAGAGUACUCAUUAUAUCAGUUCAGAAAGGCUUGGACCAUUUUGCUCAAGGGGAUAUUCAUGUACCAAUCGAACAAAAACCUAGAGUUAUUCAUUUUACAGUACGGGUAUACAAGAAUUAAUACAAAAUGCAAAAGGUUAAGUGUACAAUUUUUUCGGAUAGGAUAUACCGGAUAUCCUACAAAAGACAGACACCUUCCAAAGCAUUUAACGAAUCGGGCCUAAGUGGAUGUGAUAUCUGUAGGUUUGAGUCAACGUUUCUGACUUACGAAAUGCUUCAGUCGAAACUGCUGUAUCUAUCUUCCUCUUUACCAACUAUUUAUAAUCCCAUCCUAUUUGCUCGCAUUGAUCAUGUACAUACACAGGGCCGCUGUAUCCAUUAGGCAAUAUAGGCAGUUGCCUAGGGCGGCAAAUUAUGAGAGGGCGGCAAAAGCAAAAAUACGCAAAAAUGGUACAUGUUUGAAGGGCGGCUACUAGAGAAUUACCUAGGGCGUCAAUUCACCUAAAUGCGGCUCUGUACAUACAUACAUACUUACAUAAUCGAUGUUCCUCUUAUACCGGAAGGUGUCGAGGAUUGAUCAUGUUUUUGACAUAAUUUUCAACAAAAAGAACAACACGAAUUAUGCAAGGAAAGAAUAACACAAAAAUAAAAUAUUAAUCAGUUGCAAAAGUACGAGAGUAUUGAAAAGCGACAACGUUCGUAUCGACAAUAGUUUAUUUUUUGUUAAAAGCUUUUUUAAUUAUAGACUUGUAAUUAAUUGUAUUUUAUAGCUAUUGGCUCAUGUUGCUGGUAUUACGAACCAAUUGUAUUGCCAGUAACAUGUUAAUUUUGAAAGAUAACACAAAAAUGGACUCCGAUCUGUGAAAUGAACAAUUUCUGUCCUUAUGGUGACAUAUGUUCACUUUCGCAGAAACUGGAAAGGUGUGUGUUGCGGGCAGGCGCAUCCGUUUAGUUUUACUGAAGUUGUCUGCCAAAUUAACACUUUCAGCUCUGGGCCAAUAUCAGAUAUUGGUCUCAUGUGCCACUUUUAUACAGUCAUUGGAAAAUUGUUGAAACGUGAACACGGUAGUCGUGUCGGCGGUACCUGAUUAAAAACAGUGAACACGCGAGUCGUGUCGCCGGACUUGAAAGUGUUAAGACCUGAAAUAAUUUUGCUUUUCCAUUUAACAGUUUUUCUAUCAGUGUUAGAUGUCAAUACAUUUACAAUUUGGGACAUACUCGUAUCAUAUUUUUUUACUACGACUGAAUAGUUUUGUAUUCAUCUAAAUGUGUCGAGAACACUAGUAACACUACGGGAUUUUCAUGUGUGGUAAUUUUAAGUUACAAUUGAUUAUAUAUUGUUGUAAAAACCUUCAAUUCAAAACAACAUUUUCGAGUAGUUAAACGUGUAUGAUACACACAUUUCUUCAAUAAAAUGUUUUGUUGUAACAAA
Diabrotica virgifera virgifera (western corn rootworm) is the source of this 3546-nucleotide messenger RNA. RefSeq names its product plasminogen activator inhibitor 1 RNA-binding protein. Gene Ontology annotation, molecular function: RNA binding. The record is from RefSeq and is a predicted model, not a curated record. NCBI's taxonomy places the organism in Eukaryota, Metazoa, Arthropoda, Insecta, Coleoptera, Chrysomelidae. Gene Ontology annotation, cellular component: nucleus; cytoplasm. The transcript has 8 exons. The coding region runs from base 165 to 1445 and encodes 426 amino acids.